ACGGCCCCUGGUUCUCCUGGGAAGGACUCUUGCGCUGAAAAGAGCAGCCGUUCAAAACCCUCCCCAAAACCCUAGAACACCCCAAAGCGUUGCCACCUAGCCCGAGCCAGCUCUUCCGUGUAUCAUGAUGUGUUGAGGCAAGGAUCAGGGUUCUCCUUUACUCAAAUAGUCAUGGCGAGGCUCCUUCGGAGCUUUUGUUUGAAGAGAGGCGUCUUUAUUUCACAGGUUUAUAGGCAUGAAUCCUUGAUGCCUACUCAAAUUUGUUAUUUCUCCACAAAAGGGAAAAAAAGGUCUAAAUCAAAUUCAAGUGAUUCUGGUGAGGAGAAUCUAUCUAAAAAGGACUUGGCAUUACAGCAAGCCUUGGAUCAAAUUACAGCUUCAUUUGGAAAAGGUGCAAUUAUGUGGCUUGGUCGUUCUCAUUCUCCUAGAGAAGUUCCUGUUAUAUCUACUGGUUCUUUUUCAUUGGAUUUAGCUUUGGGGAUUGGCGGACUUCCAAAGGGCCGCGUUGUGGAAAUCUAUGGUCAAGAGGCUACUGGUAAAACAACUCUUGCUCUUCACGUAAUUGCUGAAGCCCAAAAAAUUGGAGGUUAUUGUGCUUUUGUGGAUGCUGAACAUGCACUGGAUCCAGCUCUAGCUGAGCUUAUUGGCGUAAAAACUGAGAACUUGCUUCUUUCUCAGCCUGAUUGUGGCGAGCAGGCUCUAAGCCUUGUGGAUACUCUCAUUCGCAGUGGUUCUAUUGAUGUGGUGGUUGUGGACAGUGUUGCAGCCCUGGUUCCUAAAAGUGAACUUGAUGGUGAGAUGGGAGAUGCACACAUGGCCCUUCAAGCAAGGCUGAUGAGCCAGGCUCUUCGCAAGUUGAGUCAUUCUCUUUCUCUCUCUCAGACCAUAUUGAUAUUUAUCAAUCAGGUGAGGUGUAAACUCAGCACAUUUGGAGGAUUUGGCGGACCUACUGAAGUUACAUCCGGGGGCAAUGCCUUGAAAUUCUAUGCAUCUGUUCGCUUGAAUAUCAAACGAAUAGGUUUUGUUAAGAAGGGUGAGGAGAUUGUAGGAAGCCAAAUUUUGGUGAAAAUUGUGAAGAACAAGCAUGCACCACCAUUCAGAACUGCUCAGUUUGAGUUGGAGUUUGGAAAGGGUAUCUGUCUUGCUUCAGAACUGAUAGAGCUGGGGCUGAAGCAUAAGUUCAUUACAAAAACCGGGGGUGCUUUCUACAAGCUGAAUGGGCAGAGCUUCCAUGGCAAAGAUGCAAUCAAGCUCUACUUGUCUGGAAAUGAAGAAGCACGGCAGGAGUUAAUGGUGAAUCUGAGAGAGGUUUUGACUCAGACUGAUGCGGGGAGAAGGCAUGAAACAGGAGGAGGAACUCCAUCUGUAGAUGGAGAUGAACAGGAAGAAAUUGUGGUUUUUGAUGCUUCUGAUACAACUGAGGAGGAAGUAGUGACUGCCAUUGAGGUAUGAAACAUCAUUAUUUAGGAUUUAGUGUUUGGUCAAAUGAGAAAUUGAUCCUAAUUGUGGCAGAGCAGAAUGAACCUUUGAUUGAUUAAUUGGGAAUUUUCUGGCUGGGUGUUAAAUAGCCAUUUGGGGUUCAUUCAGUAGCUAUGUAGUUUUGAAAAUUGGCAUUGGUGCCGCCAUAUAUUUGUAUAUUUCAGGAAUUCUAGCUUUGGAAGAUGGGGAUUCCUUGAGAUGGAGUUUUGUAAAAUGAUAUAGAUAGAGCAUUGCUUUGGUUCACAUUUUGU
Phalaenopsis equestris is the source of this 1730-nucleotide messenger RNA. Its product is annotated as DNA repair protein recA homolog 3, mitochondrial. Gene Ontology annotation, molecular function: ATP hydrolysis activity; single-stranded DNA binding; ATP binding. The coding region runs from base 172 to 1452 and encodes 426 amino acids. The record is from RefSeq and is a predicted model, not a curated record. Lineage: Eukaryota; Viridiplantae; Streptophyta; Magnoliopsida; Asparagales; Orchidaceae. Gene Ontology annotation, biological process: DNA repair. The transcript is spliced from 8 exons.